GUUUACCAAAUCAGACAUCAUGCCUUGGAUUUUUUUUUUUUUUAGCAGCAUCAUGCCUUGGAUUUUCUCUGUCUUCGUCCCCCAUGGUUUCGACUUUGAACCCAACAACAAUCAAACCGUCAGCAAAAUGCGCCCAUCUUUUUGCCUUGGUCAUCACCAUUAUUUUCCUUCUUGAUUUUUACAUUUUCCACAUCUUGUUUCUACCCAAAUUUCCCUUAUAAAUAACGCCCACCGCUAUUUCACGUUACGUUCUUUCAAUUCUUCUUCGGUUAUUGAAUUUUUGAGUAGAACGCAUUUAAAGCUUUAAUCUUUCUUGGUUUUUUUAUUCGUUUUCUAGGAAGCCAAACAAGGGUUUAAGGUUUUGGCAAUCUGGGUUUUUGUUUUUUUCUUGCGUCGUAUAAAUGGUGGAGUCAAAAGGGAAGAAGACCCAGAGGGGUGAGAGAAAGCAAUGGAGAUGGGCAGUUGCUGCUAUCAUCCCAAUUGUUCUGGCAAUUGCGAUGGCUUCUGCAAUCUUCCCUAAGAUCUCUCUAUUUGGACAAACGAAUAAGUCGUCGUGUGAUUGUUCGCAGGACAAGCACAGGUUUAGCGGGAUAGUGGAAGAUUGUUGUUGUAAUUAUGAAACCGUAGACCAUCUUAAUGAGGAAGUAUUACAUCCGAUUCUCCAGGAACUUGUUAAAACCCCAUUUUUCCGGUACUUCAAGGUUAAGUUGUGGUGUGACUGCCCUUUCUGGCCUGAUGAUGGUAUGUGCCGUUUGAGGGACUGCAGUGUUUGUGAAUGCCCUGAAAGUGAAUUCCCUGAGUCAUUUAAGAAGCCAUUCCACCAUGGACUGCCAUUAGAUGAUGUUGUUUGUCAAGAAGGAAAGCCACAGGCUGCUGUUGACCGCACCUUAGACAAUAAAGCUUUUAGAGGAUGGACAGAAACAGACAAUCCUUGGACAUAUGAUGAUGAGACAGAUAAUGCUGAAAUGAUGUAUGUAAAUCUUCAAUUGAACCCUGAACGUUAUACUGGCUAUACUGGUCCUUCAGCUAGACGGAUAUGGGAUGCUAUUUACUCAGAGAAUUGUCCCAAAUAUCCAUCUGAAGAUUCAUGUCAAGAAGAAAAAUUACUGUACAAAUUGAUUUCCGGUCUACACUCCUCCAUUUCAAUACAUAUAGCUUCUGAUUAUCUACUUGAUGAAGCUACAAACUUGUGGGGCCCUAAUCUCACAUUGUUGUAUGAUCGCGUUUUAAGAUAUCCGGAUCGUGUGAGAAACUUGUACUUCACAUUCCUCUUUGUUCUCCGAGCUGUGACAAAGGCAACAAAUUACUUGGAACAAGCUGAAUAUGAAACUGGCAAUCCCACUGAGGACCUGAAGACUCAGUCCUUUAUAAAACAGCUGCUCUAUAAUCCACAAUUGCAAGCUGCAUGCCCACUCCCAUUUGAUGAAGCAAAAUUGUGGAAAGGACAAAAAGGGCCUGAAUUGAAACAGAAAAUACAAGGACAAUUUAGAAAUAUCAGUGCCUUGAUGGACUGUGUCGGCUGUGAGAAAUGUAGACUUUGGGGAAAGCUUCAGGUUCUUGGUCUUGGAACUGCAUUGAAGAUUCUCUUUUCAGAUGAUGGCCAGGAAAACUUGGCUCAAAUAUUGCAGUUGCAAAGGAAUGAAGUGAUUGCCUUGAUGAAUCUCCUUAAUCGACUGUCAGAGUCUGUUAAUUUUGUUCACCAAAUGGGAUCUGCAGUUGAAAGGCAGUUUUCUUCACCCACUAACGGUAAUAGGCUAUAGAGAUGGAUAUCAACAUCAAUAUGAACAUAGGUCGGACAAUGUUAAAUUUGUGGCAUUUAACCUUUUAUAUUCUGGCUCCUUGGCUGUCAAUGUUCCUAAAUUCUGAGGCCGAGCAUUGAGAUUCUUCAAUUCUUUUCCAGGAAAAUAUUACCAAAUGAUAGAGAAGCCAAUGUAUAAUGUUGAACUGCAAAAUACAACACAGGAAGAUAAAGCAUAGGAAACAGCUGAAUGUUCUCUGAUCAAAUGAGAGUAGAAAGUGCAUGAUUGUUCUUUUGCUUUCUAUGAACAAAAUUGUGAAAAAGGAAAUGAGUAUCAAUGACAGGAG
Rubroshorea leprosula is the source of this 2085-nucleotide messenger RNA. The record is from the annotation of a GenBank genome assembly. NCBI's taxonomy places the organism in Eukaryota, Viridiplantae, Streptophyta, Magnoliopsida, Malvales, Dipterocarpaceae.